Trichoplusia ni (cabbage looper) is the source of this 1781-nucleotide messenger RNA. Its product is annotated as aminomethyltransferase, mitochondrial. Bases 528 to 1760 code for a protein of 410 amino acids. Gene Ontology annotation, biological process: glycine catabolic process. The transcript has a single exon. Gene Ontology annotation, cellular component: mitochondrion. The record is from RefSeq and is a predicted model, not a curated record. Lineage: Eukaryota; Metazoa; Arthropoda; Insecta; Lepidoptera; Noctuidae. Gene Ontology annotation, molecular function: protein binding; aminomethyltransferase activity.
AUGCAGUGAAGUACAAAUAACAACACAAGGUCACAACUGAAAUAGAAAACCACAGAAAACAUUUAUUCAUACUUAGUAGUACAAUUUGCCUAAAAUUUUGAACAUGUUAAGUACAUAACACACAAAGCAUAUUUUUCAUAAAGUAGACAUUUAAUUAUUACUGAUUAAGCUUAUUAUUGUUCAAGUCGUUAAGCGAAACAACUGCAAUGAAGAUGAGUAUUUAUUAAUUGAAACCUACCUAUUUAGAAUAGGCCUUUUUGAGUACUAAGGUAGGUAGUAAGGAAAAAUAGGAGGAUUGUUGGUCUAUUGCAGCAUACGCCUACCGAUCUUUUGUUAUCGUAUUUGUUGUUCAAUGUACUAGAGCUUCCCAACAUAAUUACUUACCCCACCAUCGGUAGAACGUAAACAUCAUUUACUUAUCAGAACUUUGUUACCGAUUGACCAAUGACCUUUUCUUAUGAGUUACUGAUAAGAUCGAGUUAGGCUGAUGGAGUAAUCAUAUAAUUGAAAGAGUUGAAACCGUGACAAUGUGUUCUAUAUCACGUACGAAAGCUUUGAUCGUUCCAAGAUUUCUAACUCCUAAGCAAAUAGUGCCGGCAACGUUACGAUGGUACAGUGAUGAAUCUAAAGCAACGAAGACACCUUUAUACAAUUUGCACAACAAAUAUGGAGGUAAAGUGGUCGAUUUCGCAGGUUUCCUGUUACCAGUGCAAUACUCUGAUUUAAGUCUAUCAGAAUCUCACUUGUUUACAAGAAAAAGUGCCUCUAUAUUCGACGUCUCUCAUAUGUUACAAACAAACGUACGUGGCAAGGAUUGUCUCUCUUGGUUUGAGACAUUGUGCCCGGUAGAUUUAAAAGGGAUGAAAAAUGGAAGUAGCUCCCUCACAGUAUUCUUGAAUGAAAAGGGAGGAAUAAUAGACGACUUGAUUGUAACUAAAGUAAAUGAUGAAAAUUUAUAUGUAGUUUCAAACGCUGGUCGGCUUGCGGUAGAUAAGCAGCACAUGAAAGAAACGUCAGAACUAUUUAGGAAAAAGGGCAAGGACGUUCACGUUCAAUUCUUUAAUACUAGUGAGAGAGCUCUUAUUGCCCUUCAGGGUCCUAAAGCAGCUUCAGUUCUCCAAAAUGUUACCGAUAUUCCGAUCAAUGACCUAAUGUUCAUGACAUCUACUCUGGGAAAAGUAGCAGGCGUUGUUUGUCGAGUUACACGUUGCGGAUACACCGGUGAAGAUGGUGUUGAAAUAUCGAUACCAGCGGAAAGGGCCGAAGAAGUAACAGAAGCGUUACUACAGUUUGACGAUGUGAAACUUGCAGGACUCGGUGCUCGAGACUCUUUGCGGUUAGAAGCCGGUUUGUGCCUUUACGGCAACGACAUCGAUGAAAGUGUGUCGCCUGUAGAAGCUAAUUUAACUUGGCUGAUAGCUAAGCGAAGGCGGGCAGAAGACAAUUUCCCGGGAUCUUCCAUUAUCUUGCGUCAAAUAAAAGAAGGUGUAACGAAACGGCGAGUGGGUAUUCGCAUGGAAACGGGCCCUCCGGCAAGAAAGGGCGCUGUCUUGAAAGACUCGAAAACUUCUGAAACUGUGGGUGCUAUUACUAGCGGUUGCCCAGCGCCAUCGCUAGGUGGAAAUGUUGCUAUGGGCUACGUAUCAGAGACGCUGAAGAAGUCUGGAACGGAACUAUUAGUGAACAUUAGAGGAAAGGACGUUCCUUGUGUUGUUGCUAAAAUGCCGUUCGUACCUGCGAAAUAUUACGUCAAAAAAUAAAGUAAACAGUAACUUACGAAA